AUUAAACACCUCAAACUCGCACUCGAAUGUACAAACGACACCCUCAAUACUAUCGUACAUGAACAACUAGCCAGAACUAUCUUGAAAUCACACUCGACGGCGACCUCGGUCGCGUCCACCACACCGCGCAGUCGAACCAGCCCGGAUCAGAUCACCAAACACCUCCAAGAUUCGUCAUUCGCCCUCUUUCUUGUGAUCGACCACCUCGACCAUGCCCGGGACAGCAGGACCUUUGUCACCGGGAGCGGCUCCCGCAGCUCCCCCAACAAGAGGCGAGAUUGAGAGGAAGUUGUCGAUGAGAUCGGCUGAACCUCCCCGACCGAGAAGGCGCUCCUCCGGUCCGGUCCCACCACCACCCAUAGGCCAAUCAGGCAACGAAUCCGACUCUUCCUUUCAAUCUUCACUCGCCGGACCACCUUUGAUGAACACCGCCGGUUCUCCUAUCGCAAGUGGGAACGUCUCCAACUUGUCAGCUGGGUUGCAUGGAAACGGCGUGGGAGCGUCGGGGGGUUUGAACAUGGGUAACAGCAACCAGAACGGUACCGCCAGCGGUAACAACACCAUCAACAACGGUACCAGUAACAACAAUUCCAUCAUCGGUACCGCUGGAGGUAGCAACCUCUCCGUUCCCCCUAAAGGAGCUUCCAGUGUCCUCUCGUCCAUCCAAGAACGUGGAGAGCGAUCUACGGUCUUUCCCGGCGAACUUGAAGAAGACGACGAGGAUGUCGAGAACGAGUUUGAAGGCGAGCUCGAGGGAGAGGGGACCGAGUUGGAAGAAGAAGAGAUUACAGGGCAGAGAAAGGUGGAUGGGGAAGAGUUGAAGAGGGGGAUGGACGAGGAGAGGGUGAUCAAGAGUGGUUAUCUGUUGAAGAAGGGCGAGAAGCGCAAGAAUUGGAAGAAGAGGUGGUUCGUGCUCCGAACGGAGAAGUUGGCUUAUUAUCGUGAUGAAAAGGAAUACAUGCUCUGCCAGAUCCUCUCCCUUCGAGAUAUCCACAGCGUCGUCUCUGUUCAGCUCAAGAAGCACAAUUUUGCCUUCGGGAUCAUCACGGCCAAGAGGACCUUUUACGUCAGGGCGACGUCGCAAGGGGAAAUGGAGAGUUGGGUUCACGCAGUGAAUGACGCAAGGAGGAAUUUGGCGGAGGGAGAUGAGAAGGCUAGAAGCCCGUUGCAGAUUACAGGAGGAGCUGGACCUGGGGGUUCGGGCGGUGUGAGCAUUCCGGUCCCCGCGGCUUCUACGUCGAUGGGGAACCCGAAUCGAGGGAUGAGCUCGUCCGAAGGGUUUGGGCAAUACGGCGUCUCGCCAGGAUAUACGGAAAUGUCGCUGGGAUCGUACACCCCACAGCGAGGUGGAUCGGUCUCGCAUUCUCACUCGCACUCGCAAUCGCUCGGUGGCGCCAUGUAUGGAUCGCAGCCGCAGACACCUAUAGCCCUUCAUCCUGGAUACUCGAUGCAGGUCGGGGGUCAGCAGCAACAGCAACAGGGGAUGAUCCCAGGGAUCGAAUCGCAAUUGGACAGGCUAGCAGUCGGCGAUCAGAGCAUGAGUCCGUCGGGUGGAGGAUACGGUGGGAGUACGAGCGGAAUGAAUACGCCGACGGUCUCUGAUCGCGCUCGAGGGAUGCCGAUCAGGACGACCUCGGCACAAAGGGAACCUUCGACUUCGUCCGUGUCCUCCAUCCCUGUCGACAACGGCGCGGUGUCCCAGAGCAACACCAACACAAUGACGACAGGGAGCCUGUUGCCGCAAGCCUUCAUCCCUACCUCGUCGGAUGAAGAGGACGAUGCGUUUGCGCCUCGGUCUUUCGGGCAGGGCAAUGGGAACAAUGCCAACAUCGCCGGGAUGAUGGGGAUGAGCCCGACCACGAGAUUUUCGCCCAUGGGUCAUCCGCCUACUCCCGGAGGUGGGAUGGUCUCCCCGAGACCCGUCCAGACGGACCCGAAGAAGGUGAUCCUGAACGGGUAUUUGAUGAAACUCGGAACGAGGGGAAAGAAGACGUGGAGAAAGAGGUGGUUCGUCUUGACCAGCGGCGAGUUGGUCUACACCAAGAGUCACAUGGACACCAAGGUGCACCGACAGAUCCCCCUCAGCAACAUCCUCGAUGCAAUCGAGUUUGAACCCAUAGCAAGAAGUCCGACGAGUCCGAGAAAACCUCGUCAUCUACACCUGGACCGAGAUCGAGAACGAACCCGAACCCGAACAUCAGGCAAGGGGGAAAAGGGUACGGUCGUUCAGCACGCUUUCCAGGUGAUUACACCGCAGAGGACUUUCAAGCUCUGUGCCCCGAGCGAGGAGGAGGAAAUCAAAUGGGUGGCGGCGUUGAGGGCGUUGAUCAACCGGGAGAGAGGG
This is a messenger RNA of Filobasidium floriforme, 2344 nucleotides long. RefSeq lists its product as uncharacterized. The transcript is spliced from 6 exons. The record is from RefSeq and is a predicted model, not a curated record. The annotation marks the transcript as partial. Lineage: Eukaryota; Fungi; Basidiomycota; Tremellomycetes; Filobasidiales; Filobasidiaceae.